AAAUACGCCAAGAAGUGCUGGUAAAAUGACGCAAACUGCAAGAUUUAACUAGCCGCUCAUUGACUCAGGUUGGCUGCUGUGAAAAGGAAACAGUUGAGGACAAAAAAAGUCGCUCGGAGAUGCCCCGACAGGGGCGACAUGACUCUGACCAGAGGAUCUUUCACGUAUGCCAGUGGGGAAGAAUACCAUGGCGAGUGGAAAGAAGGUCGGAGGCACGGUGUUGGCCAGCUCAAGUUCCAAGAUGGAACCUGCUAUACAGGCCAGUUCGAAAACGGACUCUUCCAUGGUUCAGGUGUACUACUGUUUACAGAUGGAUCAAGGUACGAAGGGGAAUUUGCACAGGGCAAGUUCCAAGGGACUGGAGUCUUCAAUCGAUAUGAUGGCAUGAAGUUUGAAGGAGAAUUCAAAGGUGGACGUGUCGAGGGAUAUGGGCUAUUGACUUUUCCAGACGGGGCUCAUGGUGUCCCACGAAAUGAGGGAUUGUUCGAAAACCACAAGCUGCAGAAAAGGGAGAAGUGUCCAGGAGUGGUGCAGCGGGCGCAGGCUUCAGCCACCAACGCUCGCAGUCUGGCACUAUGACAAUAGUGACCCAGGAGGAGAUGUGGUCAGGGUUCCAGCACCUUCCAGCAGGGCCUCAGGGAUGUGUACUCAAACAGCCCUCUCCAUCUCCUCUCUGUAUCCCUGUCUCUCUCUUUCCUCUUGGUCACUUUCUUUAGUCUUUCUCCGCAUCGUUCCUUGCCCGGCCUUCUCACUGACUUGGAAUGCACCACACAUGCAAUUUGAUGAAACAAUGAUUUCAGUUCUGUUUCUGACUUUUGGCAAAUGCACAAUGCCAUGAAGCACACUGUUGAACUGCAGAAGUUAAGCAGGAAAAAAAAAAAAAAAAAUGCUGCUGUUUGUCUCUCCUUCUGCAUCUUGUGCUUGUACACAGUGUCUUAGUGUUCUGCUCUAGCAUAAUUAGCUGCUUCUCAUUUUACUGACAUGGGACAUCUCUUUUUAUGAUGUUAUUGCACAUUGUUGCUAGACAUGUUCUCUCCUGCAUUAGCUGAGGAAAUGUGGUGUUCUAAGUCUGUAUGUUGGACAUCAUUAGUCACUUAGUAGAUGAACUCACUUUAAAAAAAAAA
Messenger RNA from Myripristis murdjan (pinecone soldierfish), 1124 nucleotides. It is a transcript of the gene morn4, whose product is annotated as MORN repeat containing 4. The record is from RefSeq and is a predicted model, not a curated record. The coding region runs from base 139 to 579 and encodes 146 amino acids. Gene Ontology annotation, cellular component: cell projection. The transcript has 5 exons. Gene Ontology annotation, biological process: response to axon injury. Lineage: Eukaryota; Metazoa; Chordata; Actinopteri; Holocentriformes; Holocentridae.